AGGCUGAUGGCUUCAAUCAAAUCCUAAUCCAGCAAGAACAUCAGAAGGGAAAGAGAAAGUAUAAGUGUCCUUCAUGUGGAAAAAUGUUCUGUUACAAAUCAAACUUUAAUGUACACUGUAGAAUUCACACAGGCAAGAAACCAUACAAAUGCCUGGAGUGCGGAAGGAGCUUCAGUCAAAAAGCAAACCUUACUGCACAUCAAAGAAUCCAUACAGGUGAAAAGCCAUACAGAUGCUUGGAUUGUGGUAAGAGUUUCAUUCAUAAAUCGAGCCUCACUUGCCAUCAAAUAGUGCACACUGGAGAGAAACCAUAUAAAUGCCUGGAGUGUGGAAAGGACUUCAAUCAGAAACCACACCUUACUUCCCAUCAAAGAAUCCAUACAGGUGAGAAGCCAUAUAAAUGCAUGGAGUGUGGAAAGAGCUUCCGUCAGAAAGAACACCUUACUUCCCAUCAAAGAAUCCACACAGGGGAUAAACCAUAUUCAUGUUUGGAAUGUGGGAAGAAUUUCAGUUUUAGCACAGGACUUGUGUUACAUAAGAGAGUUCACACAGGGGAAAAACCAUAUAAGUGCUUGGAGUGUGGAAAGAGCUUCAGUCACAUUGGCAACCUCACUUCCCAUCAAAAAGUGCACACAGGAGAAAAACCAUAUAAAUGCAUGGAGUGUGGAAAGAGCUUCAGUCAUAGCCAAAGCCUAACUCAACAUCAAAGAAUUCACACAGGGGAAAAACCAUUUACAUGUUUGGAAUGUGGGAAGAAUUUUAAUUCCAGCUCAAGCCUCAUUUUACAUAAGAGAAUUCACACAGGGGACAAGCCAUACCAGUGCUUGGAGUAUGGAAAGAGCUUCCAUCACAGCUCAUACCUUACUUUACAUAAGAGACUUCAUGCAGGGGAAAAACCAUACAAAUGCUUGGAAUGUGGAAAGAGCUUCAGUCAGAAACCACACCUUACUUCCCAUCAAAGAAUGCAUACAGGGGAGAAGCCAUACAAAUGCUUGGAGUGUGGAAAGACCUUCAGUCAAAACUCACAUCUUACUGUGCAUCAUAGAAUUCACACAGGAGAGAAACCUUAUACAUGCUUGACAUGUGGAAAGAGCUUCAGUAAUCGCACAUACCUUACCUGCCACCAAAGAAUCCAUACGGGAGAAAAGCCAUAUAAAUGCUUUGAAUGUGGAAAGGGCUUUAGUCAGAGUGCAAGCCUUUCUGUACAUCAAAGAAUCCACAGAGGGGAGAAACCGUAUUCUUGCUUUGAAUGUAGAAAGAGUUUCAGUUGUAGCAAAAGCCUCACUUCUCAUCAGGAGAUGAAGCAAAAAAGAGCCCGGCUGAAAAAGAAUCAACUCGGCCUCCGGAAAACAGGUGAUGGACAGAAUAGUAAUUGUUCCCAGGAACCAUGUCAGAUCACAUCGAAAAGAACAAAGCAGGACAAAACUAAGGAAGGGAUCUUUCAGGAUGAAGAUGGAUCAAGGAGGCAGGGGGACAAUCAAGAUGAGAAUGAGAGGAAGGAAGCCAUUUUUAGCCAGGCUGAUGGCUUCAGACAACCCCCAAUCCAGCAAGAACACCAGAAGGGAAAGAGAAAGUAUGAGUGUCCUUCAUGUGGAAAAAAGUUCUGUUUCAAAUCGAAACUUAAUGCACACUGCUCUAUUCACACGGGGGAGAAACCUUACACAUGCUUUGAGUGUGGAAAGAGCUUCAGAGACACUUCAGGACUAACUUCACAUCAAAAAAACCACACUGGAGAAAAACAGUAUAAAUGCAUGGAGUGUGGAAAGAGCUUCAGUCAGAGAGAAAAACUUAUUAUACAUGAAAGAAUUCAUACAGGGCAGAAACCAUACAGAUGCUUUGAGUGUGGAAAGAGCUUCACAGACACUUCAGGACUAUCUUCACAUCAAAAAAUCCACACUGGAGAAAAACCAUAUAAAUGCAUGGAGUGUGGAAAGAGCUUCAGUCAUAGCCAUAGCCUAACUCAACAUCAAAGAAUCCACACUGGAGAAAAACCAUAUAAAUGCAUGGAGUGUGGAAAGAGCUUCAGUCAUAGCCAUAGCCUAAUUCAACAUCAAAAAAUCCACACUGGAGAAAAACCAUAUAAAUGCAUGGAGUGUGGAAAGAGCCUCAGUACUAGCCAAAGCCUAACUCAACAUCAAAGAAUCCACACAGGGGAAAAACCAUAUACAUGUUUGGAAUGUGGGAAGAAAUUCAGUUUCAGGGUAGGCUUCAUUUUACAUAAGAGAAUUCACACAGGGGACAAACCAUACAAGUGCUUGGUUUGUGGAAAAAGUUUCAGUCAGAGCUCACACCUUUCUUCCCAUCGAAGAAUGCAUACAGGGGAGAAGCCAUAUAGAUGCAUGGAGUGUGGAAAGGGCUUUAGUCAGAGCUCACACCUUAAAGUGCAUCUUAGAAUCCACACAGGAGAGAAACAUUAUACAUGCCUUACAUGUGGAAAAAGCUUCAGUAAUCACACAUAUCUUAUUUGCCAUCAAAGAAUCCAUACGGGGGAGAAGCCAUAUAAAUGCUUUGAAUGUGGAAAGAGCUUCAGUCAGAGUACAAGCCUUUCUAUACAUCAAAGAACCCACACAGGAGAGAAACCAUAUCCUUGCUUUGAGUGUGGAAAGAGCUUCAAUCAGGGUUCAAGUCUGACUUCUCAUCAGAAAAUCCACACAGCAGAGAAACCCUAUAAAUGAUUAAAAUGUGAAAAGAGCUUUCGGUUUAGCACAGGCUUUGCACGUCAUCAAAGAAUGCAUGAAGAGGGGGCACCAUAAAAUGAUCAGAUCAUCUUAAAAUCAACCAUAAUAUAUCAAACCUUGCUGUAUUUCCAGAAAUUCAGCUAGAAUAAACGAAUUCCUAUGAGAUGAAUCUUGCUUAAAAAAUAUUAAAAAUCAGAGGACAUG
This is a messenger RNA of Elgaria multicarinata webbii, 2882 nucleotides long. Its product is annotated as zinc finger protein 850-like. The record is from RefSeq and is a predicted model, not a curated record. Gene Ontology annotation, molecular function: RNA polymerase II cis-regulatory region sequence-specific DNA binding; DNA-binding transcription factor activity, RNA polymerase II-specific. Gene Ontology annotation, biological process: regulation of transcription by RNA polymerase II. The transcript is spliced from 3 exons. Lineage: Eukaryota; Metazoa; Chordata; Lepidosauria; Squamata; Anguidae. Bases 84 to 2675 code for a protein of 863 amino acids.